This is a messenger RNA of Toxorhynchites rutilus septentrionalis, 3038 nucleotides long. RefSeq lists its product as uncharacterized. The record is from RefSeq and is a predicted model, not a curated record. Bases 142 to 2616 code for a protein of 824 amino acids. The transcript has 8 exons. Lineage: Eukaryota; Metazoa; Arthropoda; Insecta; Diptera; Culicidae. Gene Ontology annotation, biological process: vesicle-mediated transport.
AAAAAAAACCCAGAAGGAAAAAAACAAAUCGUUUAUAUUGUGAUACAAAAAGAUAGAAAAUGUAAUAGUGUUACUUGGAAUCAAUGAGUAGUACAAGCACUUGUUCUUUAUAAAUCAUAUAAGAUACUUGUUUCAUAAAAAAUGUCGAAGGAAAUGACAAUUGUUUUUGUUUAUGAUACCAGUAAAAGAGAUGAUUUUGAGGAUCCUGUUAAAUCUGUAAUUUAUUUUCACCCUUCUUGGGUGUCUGAAAUGCAGAAGUUGCUACUAUGCGGACAAAUAAUGGGAACAGUGCAAUUUUUGAAUGAAACUUUUAGUAAGCCCCGUUCGAUUUCAUUACAAAGUGGAAAAUUUGCUAUAAAAUCAUUUGGACGGUUCUUCUUGGCUGUUGGUUCGGAUCGAAAUAUAUCGGAGGACAUUCUCGAGCAUCGGGCUAACUUUCUAUACACGUUGUUAAAACUAUAUCACAGUGACUUGAACGCAAUUUACGAACAAAUAAAUUCAAACGAUAAACAAGCCAAAUACGCGGAUAAAAUAUACACAAUUCUGGAAAGCUACUUACCUUUGUUACAGUGUAACGGGAACAUAUUCCAGAAUGUAUCAAGUUUGAAAAUACCAAAAAGCGCAAGCAACUUUUAUUUGGAGACAUCCCAAAUUUUGCAGAGUUUUCAACAAGUCAAAGGAGUAUUAGGAGGAACUAUGUUAUAUCAUAACAAAGUUGUUGCCAGUCAGUUACCAGACAGUCUCACGAAAAUGUUCACGUUGUCCGAUUUAUAUCGUCUGAAAUCAUCCGAGUACAUUGCUGCUAAUUAUCACAUUCCUGUAGGGGUUACCCUAAUCAAUGCUUAUAUUUCGACGAGCGACUACGCCAAGCUCCUGCGAACUUCUACCGAAGCAUACAACUUGUUAGUCAAUACUAUGGAGAGAGAUACAUUCACAUUCCAAUUGCGAAGAAAAUCAUUCUCAAAAGACUCACAUUCAUUGAUGAAACGAGACAAGUCGCUGAUUUUCACUAACAUUCCGGAAGAGGAUAUGGAGGAUACAAAUGGAUCUGUAAAAUUAAUCAACAAGAAGAAAAACAAUAGACCGACGAAUUUGCCACUUUUCUUCAAAAAUCAGACUGCUCUGGAGACCACUGAGUCGGGAUUUAAUUCUAUAAAUUUUGAUGACUCUGAUAGCUUCCCCAAUUUCAUCGGCAAAACUAGUGUGUGUUCUACACCGAUGACGGAGAACAAACUUUUAUCACACAGUAACGUGUUAUCAAUUUGUGCUGUAAAUGAGGAUGCAAAGAAACUAUCUAAUUACUUCAAUCUAGAACACGAAAAAUCGUUAACAGAUAAUCAGACAGAAGAGAAGAUUGAUAUCUUGAAACAUAAACAAGAAGAGCAAUUUAACACAUAUUUUAACAAUUUCAUCAGCAAACCUCAUUUUCUCAAAGCUAGAAGUACUUCUUCAUCGAGUCUUGGUGAAAUUAGUGUUUCCAUGGAUUCACAUGGAUCUGAAAAUAAAAAUGAAAGGAAUAUACCCAGACUAAAGACCCUGACGCACAAUGAUUUUUGCAAAAGUGUAGCCGAUCCGAUUUAUCCUAUUUUUAGCACUAAUGGUAAGGCUGUAUCCUACAGUGUCUUCAAAGAGUUACUAGAAGUUCAUUACAAUAAUUUGAUAAGUUGUACCGAUAAUAAUCCACCGAAAAGGAUAAUUGAUUCGAUAACACAAGAAAAUCCACCCGGGGAAAUAAUGAAAACAACUUUCAACGAUCCAACCGGAAACGAUAGACUGCAAACCACCGUAAAGAAUAGGAGCGACUUGUUUUUGCCUAUUAAAACAAUGAAUUCAGAUGGCAAAUUCUCCGGAAGAACGCAAACCAACAUAUUUGAACCUCCUGCACACUGUAGAAAAAUGACGAACUUGCAGUUGACACCAUUGAUGUCUAAGCUUACAUUCAUCAAUAGUAACAAUGAUUUACAGUCUAGUGGAUUCUCCAGCAAUGAUACAACACCUGGAAACUUCAAUAUUCUAGCAACACCACUCGAAUAUCAAACGAAACGAAAAAAAUCAAAAAAUACUGCUAUUCAAAGUGCAACCGAAAAUCUGUUGGAGCAAGAUGUAACCAAGCCUGUGAAAGUAGAAUUGUUCGUGUGCGUACAGCAGAACAUGACACUCGUUCUGGUGCUGCAGGAUAAAAGCUGCGAGAAAGAGGAAAUAAUCAAUACGCUGUUCGAGACCUGCGUAUCAAAGUUGCCUCGAAUAGAGAAUAGUUUGCACCAAGUGAUGAGUAUCAAUGUCGAAGGCUGCGAUAAAGGAGAUGGUAACUAUAGCUUUAUAAGCUUAGAUUGCAAAUGGGACGUGAAGAACAGAUGUGGACCGUGGAUACCGAAUGAUCUGUUGACGUUGAACUAUUUACAUAAUAACUUUCGCUAUAAUCAUAAACUGAUAGAAUGUAUCUUGAAGUCUCAGGAUACUGUUAUUUAUUCUUACCGUUGUGGAAGAACCGAGAUAUAUUAUCAACAAUCAUCUGUGGUACAUCCCGGACUACCAAUCCCUCAAGAUGUCAUGGGGACCGUUGCACUAUGUGCAAAGCGUAGACUUGAACGAGAUCACGGAAUUUUAUUGCUCUAGAUGAUAAACAAAAUAGUAGGACUUUAUAAUCAACUUCUCAAAAACGUUCUCUGAAAAUUGGAAUUUGUUACAUUUAUGUGCUAAAAUUAUGCUAAACACGGAAAGUGCAAUAGAAAAAAACACGAUGUGCUAGUUUCUUUUCAACCUAAUUCGAAUAUGUCAAUAUUUAUGACAGCAUUAUGUACCCCUCAUAAUGUUUUUAAAUCUUAUCAUAAACAAAUUUAUGACUUCCUACAUGUUUGGUUAUAACCAAACGAAAACAAUGUCUAUUUCUGUCGAAAUUAAUUUCUGUGAACAAACAAAACAUUCCAAUAGAAGUUUUUUGCAUGUUUGUCAUUUGGCAAGAUUGUCGUAAUUACAUACUGUUUGUUGGUCAAAUAUUGUACUAAAAAGAGGCUAUACGAGAUAGUGGUAGACUGAAA